This is a messenger RNA of Exophiala oligosperma, 723 nucleotides long. RefSeq lists its product as uncharacterized. Lineage: Eukaryota; Fungi; Ascomycota; Eurotiomycetes; Chaetothyriales; Herpotrichiellaceae. The transcript has 2 exons. The record is from RefSeq and is a predicted model, not a curated record. The coding region runs from base 74 to 421 and encodes 115 amino acids.
UGGUCAAGCUUUGCGGAAUUCAACAUUCAAUGUCAUACAUUUUCCUCGGUUUCACCAGGCAUGAACCAAAUAAAUGCUACGUCAAAAUAAUGCCAUCCAUAUCGCUAAUACUAACGAUCUCCUCUUGUCAGGCUGGUUUGCGUCGACAAGCAUGAACCUAGGCAAUUGUUGUGCCCGAUUGCCUUGCAUCUGUCUAUCACUUCUGGGUGCAGCAGGGAUCAACCCACACACAGUUCGGGUUCUUUUUGCACUUGUCUUCCGCUUUGUCACAACGGUCGCCGCCAUUGCCAGGUCCAACAUCCUUACAAUAUCCCAGAUUCCAUUUACAUGGGUUCUUCACACAAACACUUUGGUCGGAGCAACUGGAGCAGCUACUAUGGUCCGGGCAACUGCUGCAUUCGACGACUCCUCGAGCUAUUGAUGUUAGCUGGUUAGAAAUAUGCUGAGGUAGUAAACAGACCGCGCAGGUUCCCUGGUUCAGCACGGGGCUGAGGUGAUGCAACGGCCAAACCGAGAAGAAGGCCGCCAACAACUCCCAAACUGAGCUUCAUGAUGUCUGGGGUGGCUUUAGGUUAGGGUGGAUAGUCUGUGGACUGAAUGUUUUAGCUGGAAGUUGUACGAACUCGCGAUGGAGGAGAAUACAAGGAACGAUGGUGGUGCUAAAUGAUCACGGUUGUGAAAGGACUGCUCUUAUAUACACACGAGACACCUCCGGCUCGUCAU